Molecule: messenger RNA, 1538 nt
Organism: Betta splendens (Siamese fighting fish)
Lineage: Eukaryota; Metazoa; Chordata; Actinopteri; Anabantiformes; Osphronemidae
Gene: tspan36
Product: tetraspanin 36
Exons: 7
Coding region: 211-942 (243 amino acids)
Biological process (GO): protein localization to plasma membrane; protein maturation; regulation of vascular endothelial growth factor signaling pathway
Cellular component (GO): membrane
Source: RefSeq, a predicted model, not a curated record
UUGCGCUUCGCGCUGGAGCUGAUGGUGUGAUGCAGCUUCCCUGCGACCCCGGAAGGCAGCUCGCUCUCCUCCCCGAAGCAUGUGACCGCUGCAGUCAGACGGACGGAAAACUUGUGACCCGACGAGCUUCUAUCGGCGUGUUCUCCGCAAUAAAACUUGACGCGUCGCCGCCUCACAGUCGCUCUCAUCCUCUCGGCUGCGUCAGACGACAUGGACUGCGGCAUCGUCACGUCCAAGACCGUCCUGCUCUUCCUCAGCUUGAUUUUUUGGGCUGCUGGAGCCGCGUUGGCCUACGUCGGCGCCUACGUGAUCAGGAGCUAUGACAGCUUCGACGGCGUGAUCCAGAACCGGUACGCCCUGACGCCGGCCAUCAUCAUCAUCGGCAUCAGCGUGGUGAUGUUCUGCCUCGGGCUGCUGGGAUGCUGCGCCACCCUGCGCGAGUCCAAGCUCGGCCUCAGCUUCUUCUUUGUGGUCAUCUUUGUGAUCUUCGCAGCAGAAGUGGCUGCUCUGGUGUUUAGCAUCAUCUACCAAGGAAAGAUAAAAUCAGGACUGGAUGUGUCCAUGAAUGAGGUCUUCUCCAAGUACGAUGGACAGAGCAGCGAACCUGUCGACGCUCUUCAGACCCAGUUGCAUUGCUGCGGCGUUAAAAACUACACCAGCUGGUUCAACACCACGUGGUUCGCCACCCACAACAACACGGUGCCUCAGUCCUGCUGUAAAAACACCACCGGGGGCUGCACGGGGAAACUCGAUCAACUGGAUCUGCUGAACCUGGAGGGCUGUGAGGCCAAGCUGCUGAGCCUCAUACAGAAUGUGCUGGGCUACGCCAUGCUGGUCGUUCUGGGCUUUGCCAUAAUCAAGUUCUUCGCGAUGCUGAGCGUGUGCGUGAUCAGCUGUCGAAAUGGCAGCAGGAGGACGGGCUACCAGCCGCUGUACGCCUGAGACGCCGCCUGAAGCCCCUCAGCACUUUCCCCACUUUGCUCCACUGGGUUUUCUGACCGCUGGAUAUCGAGCGUGUGCAGAUGCAGCUUGUACAGACGACCGACAUACGUUUUCCUCUGAGCGUGUUAAACGAUUUCACUGAGUGUGGUUUUCAGCCUUGACCUAUCGUAACUUCCCCCUUGAGCUACCGACCGCUUAUAUUUGGUCCUAAACCAACUAAAGGAUGUUCACUUGAGAUGCUUUCCCCACCGGAGCAACCUGCCAACUAGCACUGGCCUUUAAACCCCAGCAGCUCCUCUGACAUCACUUGUUAAGCUCUGCGGCAGCGUGUAGAUAAUAUUUCAAGGACAUUAUUCUGUGCAAUCUACUGUAACGAAGCAGUUCAAACUAUAUUUUAAGGUUUCUGUGAUUGUGAACACAAGUAUAGCUACUGACUGCCUUAUUUAGGGUUGCAAUGUAAACAGAAUGAAGACAAUAUAUGUAAUUUUAUAGUUGGUGAACUGUAUUUGAUGAAGUAACUGAAGAAAUUUGGCAUAGUUCAACAUUAGCUGUGUUUAUUGUAUUUCUAAUUAAAACAGUAUUUCUCAUUAAUUUCA